UGUUUUGGAUUAAUUAGCAAGCAGUUUUUGUUCAUGUUAAUGAUAGUUGAGUUGAUUCAGGUUAACCGUGUCUCCUAUGUUCUGUUUUAUUGUCAUUGGCCUCUUCAUGGAUCCAUAUAACUAUUUCCUUUUGAUUAACUAGUAAAGAGGAUUAAUGAGUUUAUUGAUGGAAAGAGGGAUUAGAAUGGUAAAUGUUUAUAAUAUAGAGGAAUGAUAAGUGUUUAUAAUAUUUUGUAUGACCAUGCUCUAUAUAACUUCUCCUUAACACAAAUUUUGGGACACAGUGUAAAAUUAGUAUUUGGCCAUGGUAUUGUUACAAGAUUUUCUACAUAAAUUUUGUUCUGCGUGGAAGGGCCAGAAAAUUUUUGCUUGGAAAUUAUUGUUUCAUUCUUGACAAAGAUAGCAAUGGAAUCACUUAGCACUAGGGAAUUUGAAGUUUUGUGCUUUUGGCUAUGCCAUUCACAGGUUUUAGGUGGUUUAAAUUAUAUGAAUUUCGGCUAGUAAAGCUUCCAGUGAGGGAUAUUUUACUACAGUAAUAUUCAUCUAGUUCGUUCUUCAUGUGUCCAAGCUUAUCCUGUUGAUUUGCUUUGUCGUCCUUCUAUAAAUGUAGCACAAUGUUGCCAAACAUAUGUGAUUAGUUCAUCUACUGAAGAUGAUAACUUCUUUUGGUAUUACUAUUGGCGACUUUCACAGUCUAAUACUAUUGCCAUUACUUGUUUAGUCUCUGAAACAAGUUUGGCAUAUUGCCUUUGAAUUGUAGAGAUUUUAUUAUUUAGGCUUAAGCCACUUAAGCUUAAUUAAGUCCCACUGCACCUUCCCUUUUAAAUAGAGUUUGGAUUAUAGUUAGCUGAGCUUGUUGGAUUAUAAACAAACCAGUGUUUUAAAACAGCGGCCAUGGUGAAAUGGCAUGGCUGGUUUUGGCCCCGCCCGCCAUAUGCGGGUCGCUGCAUUGUGGGAAUCACAGCAGCUACAAUUGUGGCAAUACCAUGGUAGUCCACAACCUGAAUGGAGAAAAUGGCGGGUUUGUUGGAAAAUUUUCUGCAUUCGAGGGUUAUUUUGGUAAUUUAGAAAACCUAAUAUCUAAAUUAGAGAAAGAUCUUACCUUCUUAGGAAGCUUCAGGCAGCUUUACCCCUUUUCUCCCUCACCAACCCCAAAUCUCUCUCUCUCUCUCUCUCUCUCUCGCAUUUUCUCUGCUGCUGGUGGUGCCGACGCAUUAUCAUCGCCGCUGCGGGUUAGCCCUCCUCCAUUCCAGGAAGCGGAUACGAUGAAUGGAGACACCAAGAAAGAAUCUUCCUUGGUGAAGAUAAAAGUAUUGUUUUUUGCAAGAGCACGAGACAUUACUGGCUUGAGUGAGAUGCCACUUGAGGUUUCAUCUGGAAGCACCACUCAAGAUUGUUUGAAGAAACUUCUUGUAGGGUUUCCGAGCUUGGAAGAGAUUCAAGGGUGCAUGGUUUUGGCGCUGAACGAGGAGUAUGCAGCAGACACAACAGUUGUUCAAGACAAAGAUGAGUUGGCCAUAAUACCUCCAAUUAGUGGUGGUUGAGGUGAAACAAACAUCUUUAUUUGUUGCAGCAGGGUAUUUUUUCUACUCUUAGAAACAUAAUUUCAAUAUUAAUAAAUGCUCAUAAGCUUGUAUAUUAUCAAAGCAUUUUAAGCAAUGUCUUCAGCCUCUUGAGAAGUUCAAGUCUAUGAAAUUAGUUAUCCUACCAUCAACCACCAUGUAUAUUGAAAAUUAUUGUAUAAUGAGAUUUAUUGUAAACUUUUAUCGGCUAGAUCUUGUCAGUUUAAA
Molecule: messenger RNA, 1790 nt
Organism: Arachis ipaensis
Lineage: Eukaryota; Viridiplantae; Streptophyta; Magnoliopsida; Fabales; Fabaceae
Gene: CNX7
Product: co-factor for nitrate, reductase and xanthine dehydrogenase 7
Biological process (GO): Mo-molybdopterin cofactor biosynthetic process
Cellular component (GO): cytosol; molybdopterin adenylyltransferase complex
Source: RefSeq, a predicted model, not a curated record